AUGGCACAUCGUCAUUAUUUUAGGGUUACUUUGCUAUCAAUUAGUCUAAUUGCAUUCAUAUUAAUUGUGAUUAUUCUGUACGCUCGACACAAAUCUACUAUUCAAACUACCCCUGGCCCUACUGUCCCACUCUUAUGCCAAUCGCCUGUUUGUAUAUCCGCGGGAAUGGCAUUGAAAGCCAAUCUCAACGAAUCGGUCGACCCGUGCCAUGACUUCUAUGCGUUCGCGUGCGGGGGUUGGGAGGCGUCCCAUACAUUGCCAGACGAUAAGAUGUGGUACAAUAACUUUAAUAUACUCGAUGACAAUGUUUCCCACUCUAUGAGGAUGUCGUUGAGUAAAAACUGGUCGACAAGUGAUUCAAAUGCUGUGACCUAUGCCUCCGAUCUCUAUAAGGCGUGUAUUGAUGAAGAAACACGUAAUGCCAGGGGUGUGACCCCACUCAUUGAGAUGCUGAACACAGUGGGCAGUUGGCCUAUAUUGGGACAGUCGGGUGGCUAUAAUGAGACAGAAUUUGAUUGGAAGGACGCGUUCGUCAAACACGUGAUUAUAUCUAAAUCCUCGCCGGUAUUCGCGCUGUCAGUUUCCGGCGACUCUAUGAAUAGUCUCGUGAAUCGCAUUCAUUUCUCGAGGCCAACAGAUUUCAGAGGUUCAGGUUUGCACCGGAGUCAUUUUCUAAAUCCACACGAUUAUAUUAAUUAUUUUAGAGGCUACGUAAAGUAUAUGCUUCAAUCGGCGCUACUAUUGGGCGCCGAGUAUAGCACACAAACUAAAAUAGACAUUGACAAUAUAGUGGAGUUUGAAACCAAAUUGGCUCAGCUUUCACAAACUGGUGUGUUUUACGAGAAGGUAUCCUUCAAAAUGUUUAAUGAAAUGACGGAUAAUAGUGUCGAUUGGAUGAACAUAACAAACACUGUAUACAAGGAAUUGAAUGAAACAAUUCGUAUGAAAAGCGAUGAUUUGGUGAUCGUUGAGGAUAAUUGUUAUUAUAUGAAUGUAACACAACUGUUGACCACAACUCCCAAUAGAGUUAUUGCCAACUAUUUCGGCUGGAAAUUAGUUAUGAAUUUAGGUUCACAUACAACCAAACAGUUCAGGGAUAUUAGAUUCAAAUUCUACCAAUUAUUUACUGAAGUGGAAAAGGAUGUCGAGUUGUGGAGGAGCUGUACGGCCAGCAUAUCGUCUCAAUUGCCAUACGUUUUGAGUCUUCUAUACGUCGACCAACAUUUCACAUAA
Oppiella nova is the source of this 1233-nucleotide messenger RNA. The record is from the annotation of a GenBank genome assembly. Lineage: Eukaryota; Metazoa; Arthropoda; Arachnida; Sarcoptiformes; Oppiidae.